Messenger RNA from Parathielavia appendiculata, 415 nucleotides. RefSeq lists its product as uncharacterized. The coding region runs from base 178 to 393 and encodes 71 amino acids. The record is from RefSeq and is a predicted model, not a curated record. The transcript has a single exon. NCBI's taxonomy places the organism in Eukaryota, Fungi, Ascomycota, Sordariomycetes, Sordariales, Chaetomiaceae.
GAUCCGUGCACUCACCCGUGCUGAUCUCUUACAUCGAGAAUCACCGCUAUUCUCGACCCACAGACUAAAAUAGGGGCAGCAGCCCGGGCAUCUGCCCACAAAGCUUGCGGACACACUGGGCAGAUCAUGAAAGUAUGAUCGAAAUUCGGAGAGGAAUUAAUGUAAACAAAAGGGCAGAUGAAAUUGAAGCAUUACCUCACCUUUCUGCACUGUCUGUAUAUUGUACUUGUACACGCUUCCUGUAUUCUCGCAAAGUUUGCUGGGUGUUCUUACAUCAAAUUCGCCCACUCCAUUCUGCAGACAGCUGAAGAGGAAGUCAGUCCGGAAUUCGGACCCGUGUAUGAUAUAAACGCCUUAACAUUCUUGCACCUCACAAGACGGGCACACGCUUAAUAUGAGACCAGAUUACUCGGCA